GGAUCAUACUUUUUAUUAACCUUCAUAACAUACACAGAAGUCUCAAACGUUUAAAAGUAGGAUAAAAAGGGUUUGGUUCCUAUUUUCUCUUCCUCACCAAACAAGAUAAAGUCUCUCUCUCUCUCUCCAUAAUUUACCUCUGUAUAUCUUUCUCCCAAAACAUAGUGUAGUUGUUUAUGGUCGUGGUAGGACUGGAUGGUAUUUAGGCAAGGAGCCGAAGGUGGAUUUCAACCACUGAAUGGACAACCAAUAAAUUGGUGGACGGUUGCUAUUCAUUUUGGCAGGGUGGAUUGCUGCAAUUAUACAAUGGUUGUGUUUGGAGGCCACAGAAUUUCAAUGGUUAUUCUUUUGGGGUUAUUUGUUCUGACGGAGAAGACAAUCUUGAAAGAAAUCCAUUCACACUGAUUUAGCUUGAAGAUGGACCGUGGUAGACAUUCCGUAGAUAUGGGUAAUCUCCAACGCAAUCGAAGAAAGGAGAUUGCGACAACUCAUCCUAGUUUACGCAAAGACAAGGGUAAAGGGCGGGCCGGGUCUUCUUUUCAAAGUCGAGAAGAUUUUGAAACGGAGUACCAAAUGCGAGAUGAGGAUGCGAUGUCCGACGAGCAACUACAACAACUAUUGGCGCAAAAUGAUGGUCGCUUUUUCCAUCAACAAAACAUCCCGGAGUCCAUUGAUGAAGAUGAGCUCGAGGAUGAGGAUGCGGAGGAGGACGCGGGGGGCAACGGCAGUCACGGCAUCCCGGAUGAUGGACGAGGGUGGUUCAUCCCAAGUUGGUAAGAAAUCUAAAUCUCCUAUUAUAGAAAAUAAUUUUACAAAGAGGAAAGACAAAACAACCGAUAAAUGAUACGCAAGUUGCAAUCAUUGCAAGGAGUAUAGCUUGGGAACUUCCGGCGGAUACGGGAGCCUCAAAAGGCAUCUUAAGUCCGCGCACUCUGUGGAGUAUGCGAAAAUAGACAAAGGCAAGGGGAAACAAACUCAAAUAUCGAGGUUUGCAAAUGACCAACCUUUUGGUAAUUUCUCAUACAAUGAUGCACAAAAUUUGACUGGUAUGAUUAACUUAAUUGUUGAAGAAAAUUUGUCUUAUUUGUUUUCUGAAAGUCUUGCUUUUAAAGAUUAUGCACAAAUUUAUUUAAAUCCUCAAUUUAGAGCUUAUAGUCGCAAAACGAUUAAGAAAGAAAUUAUAAGGCUUUAUCGUGCGGAAAAGGAUAGGUUACAAAUGUUUUUUGCAAACUUUGAUGGCUGUGUUACUAUUUGUUCUGACAUUUGGGAGGAUACUUAUCAUCAUUUACAUUAUUUGGGUCUGACUGCACAUUUUAUUGAUAAUGAUUGGAAUUUGCAUAAACGUGUUCUUGCUUUUCGUGAAUUUAAUGAUCGUCACACCGCUGAACAUAUUUAUAUUUUGAUUGAAUGUAUUUUAAAUGAGUAUAAUUUGAUUGAUAAGGUGUUUGCUAUAGGUUUUGAUAAUGCUAGUAAUAAUACUGCUGUUAUACCUAGAUUGCAUGAAUUGUGUGGUUCUAAUACUUUGAUGGGUAGAUUUUUUCAUCAACGGUGUGCAUGCCAUGUUAUAAAUUUAUGUGUGUAAGACGGUCUAAAAGCGUUAGGAGAUGCUAUGGAGGUAGUCAAGAGAGGGAUUAAAUGUAUUUGGGGGUAAUGGUCAACUUAAAUUAAAAUGGAAAAAUUAUUUGAUUGAAAGAGGUGUGAAAUAUGUUGCUUUUCCUAAACAUUUAUCUAUUCGUUAGAAUAGUACUUAUUAAUUAAUUAAAGUUCUUCUUAGAUAUAAAGAAUAUUUUCCUACUUUUUUAAGACAAUAUGAUAACUACUCUGUAUAUUUUAAACUCCGCUAACAUUGACACUUGCGAAAAAUUUUGUAAUGUUUUGAUAUUUUAUAACAAUCCAACUGAAAGUUUUGGUCAUGUUUAGAAACCUACUUCAAACGAAUUUAUUCGUGAAGUUGUUAAUCUCGUCGGUGCUUUUAAUGAAUUUGAGAAUGCCACCUACGUGAGUUAUUUUUGUGGUUUUAUGAAGGAAUUUUUUUAAAAAUAUUAUGCACAAUUCUUGUGACUCGGCCCGAACCGGCACCGGGCGAAGGAUGGGCCGGUCCCGGGCCUCCCAUUCCAGAACCGGAGGCCGACCGAGCCUGACCCGGAAGCGGGCCGGGCGGCCCAAACCGGGUCCAAGACUACUUAUGUGCUAGCGUGUUUCGAACUCAUGAACUAAACCCAAUCAAUACUUUUUACUCAAUACUUUUUACCCUAAGCUCUGUGUUUUAUUUCAUCUAUCACAAUGUGUAAUACCGAGUAGGUAGUAACCUUAUAAACUAGGUUGCACAAUGUAACACUUGAGAUUUAAUUUAAAUGGAUUAUUAAUAGUAUUACUCAUACCAACAACAUGUAUCUCCUUUUAAUGGAGCUCAUCCGCUAAAAACUCCAAAGUUAAGCGUGCUUGCACGGAAGUAGUCUUGGGAUUAUGAAUGGAUCCGGGUCGGGCCGGUUCCGGUUCGCACCUGAGCCCGUUCGGGCCUUGGUUUGGGAAAAUGGGAACCGGAACCGGCCCGGGUGGCUGGCGGUUCCAGGCCGGGCCGGGCCACCCGGCGGUUUACUGGGCCGGGCCGGGUGGGUUCCUGGCUUUUUAAUUUUUUUUAUUCUUGAAUUGAUGUACACAAUAAUAUAAAAAAUUCAAGUAUAUUUAUUUCAAAUAAGUACAACUGAGAAUUAGGAUGAAUUUAAUAAAUGUAUUAAAUUUUGUAAUAAAUAAUCAAUCGGAAUCUCUGCCUUCGGUCAUUUCUUGAGUUCUUCGUUGAGCCUUCAACCACUCGUGGAAGCAAAUUGGCGUCUCAAGAGAGCUCGGGCUCAACCUCAUUCUAUAAUCGGUUAGGACGUUGCCGGCCGCACUAAAUUGUUGUUCUACGGCAACUUUUCUACGGGAACGUUCUUUCAUUUUCCUUCCACUACUUAAGAAUGUCAAAGUCAUUCCCAACUUCAUAAUCAACAUUCAAUGUUAGAUACAAAAAAAGCUCGUUAACUGAGCUUUGUACAGUAGCGGGAGUUGCUCUACUUUUUUUCAAAAGAGAACCAAACACAGAUUUUAAAAGUGAUUUUCCUUUAGAUGAAGAAGAUGUUCACGGCAUGAGAGGGGGUGUAUUACCAUAUUGUGCAUAAAAUUCCUUAUAGAAUUGAUGAAAUAAAUUACUAACCUUGUUGAAUUCUUGUUUAGGGUUUAUGGGAUUAUCAUCGAACUCUUGAGUUAGAAAAAAAGAAGCAUAAUAGUAAUCUAUACAAGUUCCCAAGUAAGCAAGUUUAUAAUGAGGAUCAAGAACAAAUGCAAUACCAUAUAUAUGCGGAGUAUGUGAAUAAUAUUUUAAAAACUUUUGUUUCAUGAAAAUAACUAAUGUAAGCGGCAUCGGCAAAUUCACAAAAAGCGCCGGCGAGAUUAAUAGUUUCAACAAAAAAUUCGUUUGCGGUAGGUUUAUAAACAUGACUAAAAGUUUGAGUUGCAUUAUUAAAAUAUACCAAAACAUUAACAAUUUUUUCACCGAUGUCAGUCAGGUUUAUAAUAUAGUUACAAGAUUGUCUUGAAAAAGCAGGAAAAUGAUCUUUAUAUUUAAUAAAUACUUUAAUUCAGUUAUAAGUACUAUUCCAACGAAUAGACAAAUCUUUAGAAAAAGCACAAUAAUUGACACGUCUAUCCUUCAAAUAUUGCCGUCAUUGCAUUUUUAGUGGAGUAUUACCCAAAUCAUUUUAAUUCUCCCUUCACUACCUCCAAAACAUUUCCUAAUGCCGCUAACCCAUCUUGUACACACAAAUUUAGAAUAUGACAUGCACAACGUUGAUGAAAAACCUACCCAUCAAUGUUGAAGCACCACACAAUUCACACAAUCUAGGUAUAGCAGCAGUAUUAUUACUAUCAUUAUCAAAACUUACAGCAAACACCUUAUCAAUCAAAUUAUACUCAAUUAAAAUAUGCUCAAUGACUAUCCUUGAAUUCACGAAAAGCAAGAACACGUUUAUGCAUAUUCCAAUCAUCAUCAAUAUAAUGUGCAGUAAGACCCAAAUAAUAUAAAUGAUGAUAAGUAUCCUCCCAUAUAUCGCUACAAAUACUAACACAUCCAUCAAAGUUUGCGAAAAAUGUUUGUAAUUUUUCUUUUUCCAAGUUAUAUUGCCUUGUAGCUUCUUUUUUAAUCGUUUUGCGACUAUAAUUUCUAAAUUGAGGAUUUAAAGUACCUUGAACAUAAUCUCUUAAAGCAAGACUUUGGGAAAAAAUAUAGGGUAAAUUUUCUUCAACAAUUAAAUGAGACAUACCAGUCAAAUGUUUUUGAUCAUCAUCGUAGAAAUUACCAAAAGAUUGAGAAUUUGCAAACCUUGAUAUUUGUGUUUGCUUCCCCUUGCCUUUGUCUAUUUUCGCAUACUCCACAAAGUGUGCGGACUUAAGAUGCCUUGUCAGACUCCCGUAUCCGCCAGAAGUUCCCAAGCUAUACUCUUUGUUGCAAUGAUUGCAACUUGCGUACCAUUUAUCGGUAUUUUUGUCUUUCAUUUUUGUAAAGUUGUUUUCAAUAAUAGGAGAUUUAGAUUUCUUACCAAUUUGGGAUGAAACCCCCUCGUCCUCCAACUCUUGCUCAUCAUCUGGGGUGCCGUCGCCCCCCUGCCCUUCGUCCUCCUCCCCAUCCUCGAGCUCAUCUUCGUCAAUGGUUGUCGGGAAUUGUUGUUCUUGUGCAAAGCGUGGAUCAUUUUGGGACAAUAGGUUUUGUAGUUGCUCGUCGGGCAUCACCAUAUCAUCUCUCCAUUGGUAAUCCGUUUCAAAAUCAUCUCGACUUUGAAAAGAAGACUCGGCCCGCGCUUUACCUUUGCGUGAAGUAGGACGAGUCGCCGUAAUCUCCCUCUUGCGGUUGCGUUGGAGAUUACCCAUAUCUACAAAAUGUCUACCACGGCUCAUCUUUAAAAUUGAACAAACAUCAAAUGAUAUCAAAUAUUUUAUAUGAGUACAAUAGUAAUAAUAAAAUGUGACUAAGAAAACUAUAGGAAAUUCGAACUAAAAUAUGAGUAUAUCAAAUGUAACAAUUUUUUUCCUUGAAAAAAAAUCGAACUACUUCUAAUUAAUACUUUAAUGAGAAAUGUAGCAAUUAACUAAUAUUAAUAUGAGAAAUGUAACAAUUAACUAGUUUUUUUACUUUAAUGAGAAAUGUACCAAUUAACUAAUAUUCAUAUGACAAAUGUAAAAAUUAACUAGUUUUUGUACUUUAAUGACAAAUAUAACAAUUAACUAGUUUUUUUACUUUAAUGCGAAAUGUACCAAUUAACUAAUAUUAAUAUGAAAAAUGCAACCAUUAACUAGUUUUUUUACUUUAAUGCGAAAUGUACCAAUUAACUAAUAUUAAUAUUAGGCCUGGACUCGGGCCGGGCGGCCCGACCCGGAACCGGCCCGGCCCGGCCACUGUAGCAACCGGCCCGGCCCGGUGGCCCGGUUCACCGGCGGUUCGGGUCGAACCGGCCCGGUGGUUCCCGGUUCCGGGCCCGGGCCUUCCAUAUGGUGAACCGGCCCGGCCGGUUCGGGCCCGGUCCGGGCCGGAAAUAAUUUUUUUUUUAUUUUUUUUUGAAAAUUUUUUAUGUUUUGGGUUAGAUUAGGUAUUUUGGUCCAUUUGAGGUGGUUUGGGGUGGUUUGGGGUUGAGAAAGAGGGGUAGGGGAUUAAAUAAAGAAGCCAAAAAACAAAAAACAAAAAAAAUAGGGCGGGUGGCCCGGCCCGGAACCGGCCCGGUCUGGCCCGGAACCGGCCCGGAACCGGCCACCCCCGGUUCGGGCUCGGGCCUCAAUAUUCUGAACCGAGGCCCGGCCGGGCCCAGGCCCGAGGCCCGAACCGGCCCGGUUCAGUCCACCCCUAAUUAAUAUGACAAAUGUAACAACUAACUAGUUUUUUUUCUUUAAUGAGAAAUGUACUAAAUAACUAAUAUUAAUAUGAAAAAUGUAACAAUUAACUAGUUUUUUUACUUUAAUGUGAAUUGUACCAGUUAACUAAUAUUAAUAUGAAAAAUGUAACAAUUAACUAGUUUUUUUACUUUAAUGCGAAAUGUACUAGUUAACUAAUAUUAAUAUGAAAAAUGUAACAAUUAACUAGUUUUUUUAACUUUAAUGAGAAAUGUACCAAUUAACUAAUAGGAAAAUGAAAAAUGUAACAAUUAACUACUCUUUGUAGUUUAAAGAUAAAUGUGGAAAAAUGAACUAAUAUUAAUAUGAGAUAUGUAACAAGUAACUAAUUUUUUUUUUUCUUUAAAGAGAAAUGUAACAAUUAACUAAUUUAAUAGAUAAAUGAGAAGUCUAACAAUUAACUACUUUUAUAAAAUGUAUGAAUGUGUAUAAGUAUAUAUAGUUUAUAUAAUGUGUAAAUGUAUUAUAAGUAAUAUAUAAUAUAAUGUUUAUAGUAUAUAAUAUAUAAGUAUAUUACGAUAAGAUGAGUAAUACACUUAUACUUAAUACUUUAAUAUAUAUAAGUAUAUAUUAACUAAAUGUAAUAUGUAAAUAUAAGCAAAAACAAUAGUAUGGAUAAUAACUAAAUAUCAAGUAAAUAUGAAUGUGUAUAAGUAUAUAUAGUAUAUAUAAUGUGUAAAGAAUUAUAAUAUGAAUGUGUAUAUAUAUAUAUGUGUGUGUGUGUGUGUAUAUUUAUAAGUAGAUAAUUAAUAUAUAAGUAGAUAUAAUAAUUAUAUAAAUAAUAUAUAUGUAGAAAAAAUUUGGAGAAGAUGAAGAAUGAAGAUGAUUGAAUAUGAGAGAAUAGAGAAUUAGAGAGUAGGAAGAGUUGUAGAAGAAGAGGUGUAAAAAAUGUAUAUAAAAUAGGAGUAUAAAUAGUUUUUUUUGUAUACCCCACCUCCCAAACCCCCCAGACCCCCCUCUUAUGCCCCCAACGGCUAUAGAGCCGUUUGGGACUAGUCCCAACGGCUAGAAGCCUUUAAAUAUUAUUAAAAAAAUGGCCGCCGUUGUGGCCCGAACCGGGCCCGGCCGGGCCGGUUCACCUUUCUGCAGGCCCGAGCCCGGACCGCUUUAAGACGGGUCGGUUGGCCCGAAUCGGCACCUUGACCAGUUACCUUGCCGGGCCGAGUACAAACAGUCCCGGUCCGGGCCGGUUGACCCGACCCGAGUCCACCCAUACUUGGGAUGGGUGACCCCCUGGAAAGUUUCUCAGGGCGCCCACGAGUGAGGACAAAGUGAGCGGAAAAGGCUAGUGACGGUUUGUGAGGAUAGUACUAGAGGCCUUGAGGGUGUGUGUGAGUAACUAUUUUGGGUCCUGCGAGGGCGGGGUGUUACACAUACAAUUUAAGAACGCGUUUGUAACUCUGUUUUUCGGUUUAUUAGGCUUAUUAGCGAACUUUUUAAUCGAACACCUAAUUUUUUAUUUUCCUUGUUGAAUUGUUUUAACAAUAAAAUACAUUUUAAAAAUAAUUUUUCAUAAAUUAGCAGAAUCAGCCAAUAUAAUCACUCUAGUCAGAAUUUCAUCAGAAUCAGUCGAUUCAGUGUUACCGAAUGAGCUCUAAAUCAUACACAAGUCUAAAAUUUAUAUUUUUAUAUAACAUCAUAAUUGCUUGAAUAUGUAUUGAUUUUACUGUUUUGAAUUAUUAUGCAUUUCAUAGGACAUGCCUUAUCAUAUAUUUUUCAUUAAGGGGUGUUGUCUAGGAGGAUGUACAUGACUUUUUCGAUAUAUGAAUGAGGUGAUGACAAUAUGUUCAACACUGAAGUACAAGAGGAAGACGGGGACAUUGGAGAAGAAACAAUGAAACAUAUGACGUAUAUGGUAUAAUGGGGUACCGAGAGUCUACUAUAUAUGACAAAUUUACGGGAUGAAGUUGCUAAUAGACUAGUUAGAAAUUUUUAUCAUGUAACUGGCUCUUUUAUUUAAGUAAUUCAAAAUAUAAUGUUUUCUAGACAUGUGACAUUAUCAUUCACAACAAGGAAAAGAAACAGACAGUAUACAUUUAGUGUUUCUUCUAGACAUGAGGGUUAUCUGGUCAUUUAACAUAAUUCAAAUAUCUCAUUCCGC
Molecule: messenger RNA, 8017 nt
Organism: Cuscuta epithymum
Lineage: Eukaryota; Viridiplantae; Streptophyta; Magnoliopsida; Solanales; Convolvulaceae
Source: the annotation of a GenBank genome assembly